Pristis pectinata (smalltooth sawfish) is the source of this 7719-nucleotide messenger RNA. RefSeq names its product IgGFc-binding protein-like. The transcript is spliced from 21 exons. Gene Ontology annotation, molecular function: protein binding. The record is from RefSeq and is a predicted model, not a curated record. Lineage: Eukaryota; Metazoa; Chordata; Chondrichthyes; Rhinopristiformes; Pristidae. The annotation marks the transcript as partial.
AACCCUUACAACCCCCUCACAUCCCCCCCCCCUCACCUGCCUCCCCCUCCGCCUGGCCUCCCCUCCACCCAGCCCCCUUGCCUCCCGACAUCCCCCCCCCCCGCCCCUGUCCCCCUUGCCUCAACCCCUCCCCAUCGCCUCCGACCCCCGCCCCACCUACAAGCAGAGGAUCAGCCAGGAUUCCAACCAGCGGGAGUGAAGGUCGAUGGGAUCAAGACGCACCUGCCCCUCAGCCUCCAGGGAGGCCGGGUCACCCUGUUCCAGAGCGGGGCGUCCGCGGUCUUGGAGACAGACUUCCAUCUGAGGGUGUCCUACGACUGGAACCACCACCUGGUGGUGACCGCCAGCAGCAGCUACUUCGGGACCCUGUGUGGCCUCUGUGGGAACUACAACGGGAAGGCAGACGAUGACUUCCGGACCCCGGGUGGCGAGGUGGUGUCCGACGUCCUGGAGUUCGGGAAGAGCUGGAAGGUGCCCGACGGGGAUGUCUUCUGCUGGAACGACUGCAAUGGGGCAUGCCCCACCUGCGGAGCCCAGGAGCAGGGGAAGUACAGGGGUCCCGGCUGGUGCGGGCUGCUGGCUCUCACCGCCGGCCCUUUCCGGGGAUGCCCAGCCAAAGUGGACCCCGCACCCUAUGUCGACAACUGUGUCUACGACGUCUGCCUCUCCGACGGGGACCACACGCUCCUCUGCCGGGCGCUGAAGGUCUACGCCGAUGCUUGCCAGGGGGAAGGGAUUGAGGUCGGAGACUGGAGGAAGCCCUCCGGGUGCCCCCUGACCUGCCCAGAGAACAGCCACUACAGGCGUGCGGCAGUGCAUGCCCACCGAGCUGCGCCCAGCCCUCUGGGAACACCACCUGCGGACUGCCCUGCGUGGAGACCUGCGCCUGCAACGCGGGCUACGUGCAGAGCGCGGGCAGGUGCGUGGAGAGGACCAACUGCGGCUGCCUCCACGAGGGGCGUUACUACGAGGCGGGGGAGACCUUCCUGGAGGGCGAGGACUGCCAGCAAAGGUGCCGGUGUGACCUGCCCACAAAGAAGAUCGCCUGUGCCCAGCCCGGUGCAGGGACGGGAGCGGUGCCAGGUCUGGCGGGGCGCCAAAGCCUGCCACCCAGCGGGCUACGGGACCUGCUCGGCAGCCGGGGACCCCCACUACCGCACCUUCGAUGGGGUCCGCUUCGACUUCCAGGGGACCUGCGUCUACUCCUUGGCCGCACUGUGUACCAACGGCACGGGGCUGCCGCCCUUCACGGUACAGGUGCAGAACGAGAACCGGGGAAGCAACCAGAAGGUGUCCUACACCAGGAUGGUGAGGGUCACCGUCUACGGGCAGACCCUCGUCGUGUCCCGGGAGCAGGCUGGCAGAGUGCUGGUUGAUGACAUCCUUGUGAACCUGCCCUACCACAACACUGCAGGGACACUGCACGUGCGCGGGACGGUGCAAGGCGCGUCCCUGGAGGCGGACUUCGGCCUGCGUGUGACCUUCGACUGGCACAGCCGGGUGAACGUGCGCCUGCCCACAACCUACAAGGGCUCUGUCUGCGGCCUGUGCGGCAACUUCAACGGCAACCAGAAGGACGACCUGCCGGCCGGCGGUCCACGCGAGCUGGGGGAGCGCUGGCGGGCGGCCGUCACGCCGGGCUGCGUGGGGGACUGCGGCGGAGAAUGUGGAACCUGCAAUGCCGAGUCCAGGCAGCACUUCGGAGGCCUGCGUUUCUGCGGGCUGCUGCUGGAGGAACGCGGACCCUUCCGGGACUGCAGGAAACGGCUGGACCCCCGCGGGUACUUCGAGGACUGCGUUUUCGACACCUGUCUGUACAAGGGACACCAGACUGCACUUUGCCAGGCCAUGGAGAGCUACGUAGCUGCAUGCCAGGAGGCAGGGCUCACCGUACACCCCUGGCGCAACGCAAACCUUCGUCGUAAUACCGGUUCAUUACUGUCUCGCCAGGAGCACUGUGUCCCUGGCCACUACGAGCCAUGCGGCCCCCCCUGCCCGCCGAUGUGCGGCGCGGAGCCAGCAGAGUCUGACGAGUGCGACCGGCCCUGCGUCGAGGGCUGCCAGUGCGAUGGGGGCCGGGUGUGGUCGGGCUCGGGCCCCGGCGCCGGCUGUGUGGCGCCCUCGGCCUGCGGCUGUUCACUGCCCGGCUCCGGCCUGUACCUGAGGCCCGGGCAGCGGGCCUGGCUGGGCGCCGACUGCCGCCGGAGCUGCCUGUGCCGGGCGGGCGGGGCUCUGGACUGCGGCCCGGGCCCUGUCCCGGUCCCAGGCAGCCGGACACCCUCACUACCUCACCCUGGACGGAUGGGCCUUCGACUUCCAGGGGAGCUGUGCCUACCUGCUGGCUGGGGCCGAGGCCAGGGCCUCCCACCCAGUCACCCCCUUCGCCGUCACUGUGGUCCAGCGGCCGGCUGGCGGGGGGCGGGCGGCCGGUGGCGCCGUUGCCGUGGAGCUGGAGGUGGGCGGCCGGAGGCUGCUGCUGGAACGGGGCGGCCGUGGCAGGGUCAAGGUGGACGGAGUGCUGGCCCACCCCCCCUGACCCUGGACAGGGGGGCAGUGUGGGUGUACCCCCACGGUCACCUGGCGGUGAUGGAGACGGACUUCGGGCUGGCCGUCAGCUACGACCUGGCGUCCCGGGUUACGGUCACCGUUCCCGGUGAGUACCGGGGUCUCACCCGGGGGCUGUGCGGCGACUUCAACGGGGAGCCGGCCAACGACUUCCGGACACCGGAGGGGAAGCCUGCGCCGAACGCCGACUCCUUCGGCCGCAGCUGGGCGGUCAAGCGGCUGGCACCCACCGGCUGCCAACACGGCUGUGGGCGGCAGUGCCCGGAGUGCCCUCAGGAACGGCUGUCUGUCCUGAAGGGGGGAGACUACUGCGGGAUCCUGACCUCGGACGAGGGUCCGCUGAGCGCCUGCCACGCCGUGCUCCCGCCGGCUCGCUUCUUCACCGACUGCCUCUACGACACCUGCCUGUCCGAGGGGGACCUCGCCGCCGUCUGCGAGAGCGUCCAGGCCUACGCCACCGCCUGUCAGGCGCUCAACGUCACCCUCAAGCCCUGGAGGACAAAAUCCUUCUGCCCCAUGAAGUGCCCGGUCCACAGUCACUACGAGUUGUGUGCCGACACCUGUCGCUCUACGUGCGUCGGCCUCACCGAGCAGUCACCAUGCCCGGCCUUCUGCUCCGAAGGGUGUGAGUGCGACCCGGGUUUCCUCUCCGACGGAGACCGCUGCGUCCCCGUCGACCAGUGUGGCUGCCUCGGGAACGGACGGUACUACCAGCUGGGGGAGACGGUGGUCCAGGAGGGCUGCACCCAGCGCUGCUCCUGCAGCCAGACCGGACUGGUCUGCAAAGCGAUCUCGUGUGCGGCGGACGAGCACUGCGUGGUCAAGGACGGGGUACUGGACUGCUACAACAAGGAUCCGUGCAAAGCCGCCCGGUGCCGUGAGAAGGAAGACUGCAAGGUGGAGAAGGGUGUGGCAAAGUGCGUGCCUCAGUACACCAAGAAGUGCUGGGCCUGGGGCGAUCCCCACUACCACACCCUGGACGGCCUGAACUACGAUUUCCAGGGGACCUGCACCUACGUGGUGGCGGAGUCGUGCGGGACGGACACCACCCUCCCUUCCUUCAAGGUGACGGCCAAGAACGACGUCAGGGGCAACACUACCGUCUCCUUUGUCAAGCUGGUGCACGUGGACGUUUACGGCUACGGGAUCGCCAUCCACAAGUUGGAGACGGGACUCGUCAGGAUAAACGACAUGAAGACCCGCCUCCCCGUGACGCUGGAAGAGGGGAAGCUGCGCCUUUUCCAGCGAGGAUCCUUCGCCGUGUUGGAGACCGACUUCGGCCUGGAGGUGUCCUACGAGUGGAAUUGGUACCUCACCGUCACCCUCACGAGCAGCCACUUCCGCAGCGUGUGCGGCCUCUGCGGCAACUUCAACGGAGUGAAGGAAGACGACGUGACUUUCCCCAACGGCACCAGGGCUCCAUCGACGGUGGAGUGGGCCAGGAGUUGGAAGGUGCCAGACCGCGACCCGUUCUGUUGGGACUACUGCCGGGGUUACUGCCCCACCUGUUCUGAUGCCGACCGGGCACUCUACGGCGGGCCGAAGUUCUGCGGGAUGCUGGAGAAGGUCUUCAAGGGGUGCCACCCCAAGGUGGAUCACAGGCCAUUCGUCGACAGCUGCGUCUACGACGUCUGCCUCAACCAGGGGGCCAGGAAGCUGUUGUGUCAAGCGCUGGAGGCGUAUGCGUCCGAGUGUCAGAAGGAAGGAGUCACGGCGAAGGGCUGGAGGGCAAAAACUUCCUGUCCCCUGGAAUGCCCCCCGAACAGCCACUACAGCGAGUGCGCCCGCGCCUGCCCACCCAGCUGCGUGGACCCAGAGGGGACGGCCCCCUGCCCGGGACCGUGCGCCGAGGCCUGUGUCUGCGACCGGGGCCACGUCCUGCAGGAGGGGGAAUGCCGCCCGGCGCAGACCGCCUGCGGCUGCGUGUACGCCGGCCUCCAGUACCGUCCCGGCGAGGUGUUCUGGCCCGAGGAAGGGUGCCGCCUGCGUUGCGAGUGCCGGGGACGGCUGCGGAUGGCGGUGUGCCAGGAGGGAGCCUGCGGACCCGGGGAGACGUGCGGCCUGUCCGGCGGGGUGCGGGGCUGCGUGCCGGCCACGUACUCCACCUGCUCGGCCAGCGGGGACCCACACUACACCACCUUCGAUGGGACGCGCUUCGACUUCAUGGGCACCUGCGUGUACCGGCUAUCGGGGCUGUGCAAGGGGAGGGCCAGAGGAGGAGGAGGGGGCGGCACCACCCCCACCGUCCGACGCCCAGGUCUCGACUCCUUCGAGGUCCAGGUGGAGAACCAGCGGCGAGGCAGCCCCACUGUCUCCUACACCCGGGCGGUCACCCUGCUGCUCAACGGCACCUCGCUCGCCAUGAGCGUGGAGUUCCCCUGGCGCGUCCUGGUGGACAGCGUACAGCGCGCGAUCCCCACACGCACGGACGACGGGCGGGCCACCGUGCUGAGGAAGGGCCAGUACGGGGAGAUCCGGACGGACUUCGGCCUGACACUGACCUUCGAUUGGAACAGCCAGGUGACCCUCACCCUGCCCAGCACCUACGCCGGCUCCGUCUGUGGCCUGUGCGGCAACUACGACGGCAACGCGAGGGAUGACCUGCGCCUGCCCAGCGGACAGGUGGCCCAGAGCGUGCAGGCCUUCGGCGAGGCCUGGAAGGUGUCAGACGUCCCGGGCUGUGUCUCGGGCUGCGGCGGGGCCUGUCCGCUGUGCAGCACGGACGACCAGCGCGUGUACGGCGCCCCAGCCCACUGCGGCAGGUUGACGGCCCGGAACGGGCCCUUCCGAGACUGUCACAGCAAGGUGGACCCCCAGCCCUUCUUUCAGGACUGCCUGUAUGACGUCUGCCUGUACCGGGGCCGCCGGUCAGUGCUCUGCGAUGCCCUGGGACAAUACACGGCCGCCUGUCAGUCAGCGGGGGCCAAGGUCCACCCCUGGAGGAGCAGCGGCUUCUGUGAGCUCCCGUGCCCGCGGAACUCCCACUACACCCUGUGUGCGGACCACCCUGCCCCGACUCCUGCUCCGGACUGGAGGGGCAGUGCUGAGUGUUUCGGGACCCUGCCUGGAGAGCUGCCAGUGGCGAACGGCGUGCACAUCUUGAGCGGGGGCGAGUGCGUACCCCUCUCCCACACUGCCGGCUGCAGAACGGGGUCCGGGGCUGCUUCCCGGAGGAGGUGGCCAAGUGCGUGGCCUCAGGAGACCCCCACUACAACCGACUACACCGGGCAGCGGUUCGACUUCCAGGGUGCCUGCGCCUACGUCCUCAGCAGGGCCAUGGGGACCCCUGGGGGUCUGGCCCCCUUCCAGGUGGAGGUGGAGAACCAGCCUUGGGGCAACGGGAAGGUGUCCGUCACCCACCGGGUCUUGGCCAACGUGUCUGGGCACCAGUUCGUGCUGGAGUUCGGGCGUCAGGGGGGGAUGAAUUUCCGGGAACUCCCAGCCCCCAAGGUGCUUGGGGGCCAGAUCGUGGACGGGGAGUGGUUCAACACGCCCUUCGAGCUGGUCGGCGGGGGGGAGGAGAAGGUGCAGGGGACUCUGGAGGGCACCAGGACGGUGCUGCAGACAUCCUUUGGGCUGGAGGUGUCGUACGACGGAGUGUAUCAGGCCGAGGUGAGGGUGCCCAGCACCUACCGUGAACGGCUGGGAGGCCUGUGCGGAGACUAUGCCCGGCAGAGGCGUGAGGGUUUCGUCCUGCCUGGGGGCAAGGUCACCCGCGACGUGUCGGAGUUCGGGGCGGCCUGGCGGGUUCCGGGAGGGGCCCCGGGCUGUGACAGCGACUGCGGAGCCUCCUGCUCCCCCUGCCCGGCCAGACAGUCCAAGCGGCUGGCCAGUUCAUCCCACUGCGGCCGGAUCAAGGACCCCACCGGGCCGUUCGCCGCCUGCCUGACCCGGGUGGACCCCAGGCCGUUCCUGCAGAACUGCAUCUUCGACCUGUGCGUGGCCCGGGGGGAGCGAGGGACCCUGUGCGAGGCGAUCCGCGCCUACGCCCUGGCCUGUCAGCAGGAGGGCGUCCCGAUCAGAAGCUGGAGGACCAAGGACUUCUGUCGUGACUCUGCCCUGCCCCGCAACAGCCACUACCAGCUGUGCGUCGACAGCUGUGGGACCAGUUGUGCCUCGACCGUCACCCCCACCGCCUGCGACCACCGCUGCUCGGAGGGCUGUCAGUGUGACCAAGGGUUCGCCAUGAGCGGCAAUGAGUGCGUCCACGUCGAGUCCUGCGGCUGUAUCCACCAGGGCAGAUAUUUAAAGGCAAACGAGAGCAUCUACACGACGGACUGUGCCGAGGUCUGCACAUGCCACAGUACGGGGACUGUGACAUGCCAGAAGGCGGGCUGCCGGGCGCCCCAAGUCUGCCUGCUGCGUCAGGGACGGAGGGGUUGCGCCAGGAAGGAAGGGGUCUGCUCCGUCGAGGAGGGCCGUACCCUGACUGGGUUUGAGGGCAGGGUGGGGCCGGUGGAGGCGGCAGGCACCUUCGUGCUGGCGACGGUGUCCAAUGCUUCAUCCGCUGACUGGUUCCGAGUGCUGGCGGACUUCAGGGCCUGCGGCGGGAAGAAGAGUCUGGGGGCAGCCGCCGUCUACGCUUACUUCCAGGGCGCCUUCAUCGUGGUGACGGAGAGCAAGAGCAUCUGGGUUAACGGGCGUCCCGUGAAGGAAGACCAGCUGCCGCUGAGCGCCACCCCCCAGCUCAGUGUCCGCUCGGAGACAGCUGGGGUGGUCCUGGAUCUGGCCGGCAAGGUCCGGCUACACUUCAGGGGAUUCGGGGACCUCACCCUGACCGUGGACAACAGCCUCAGGGACCAGCUGCAGGGAGCCUGCGGGACCUUCGAGGAGAGCGGAGUCGUCCGGCUGCUGCUGCCCGACGGCGAGGUGGCGCGCAGCGUCCGGCAGUUCCUGCGGGGCUGGUGGGCUGCUGAGUUCUCCAGCUGUGAAACCUCGGCGAAACCUUCUCUUCUCCACUGACGGGUCGUCCCACCUUGGAGCCCAGACGUCCUCACUUGACACUGAUGAAUGUACCCCCCCCCCCCCCCCACCCCUACCAAGUCCUCCACCCUCCUCACUCCCUGUGAAGCAACGGACGGGACGAGGGGGCAGACUUACUCUGCACUUUGAAUCAAAUCCAAGACAAUAAAAUUUUCUCCAAGUUCGACAGCA